AACCACAUAAAACCACAAAGGUUCUUUAUCGUUGAUCACUAAUAUAAACCUUAUGGCAGAAUUCAAGAGAAAGUUCAACAAAGGUCAUGCUUUUACAAGCAAAUGUGUUUCCUUGGUGAAGGAACAACGAGCUCGUCUCUAUAUUCUCCGCCGUUGCGCUACCAUGCUUUGCUGCUGGUACAUCCACGGCGAUGAAUAGAGAGAACGCCCUUGAGUUCAUCCUUCAAAUUACAUAUAGCUAUAUAUAUAUAUAUAUGCCACUCCUCCCCACCUCUUCUUCUUGAAUCCAUGUUGGUGUUGGUGGUUGCAUGGCGUGAUCCCUCUCCAUAAAUAUUUUGAUUCUCUCUUCUAUUGGUGCAACCCUGCCUAAUCUCCUCUUUUUUAACCUAAAGAAUGAAUCUUUGGUUUUUUUUUUCAUGAGUUAUUUUGCGUGAGCCAAAAUAGAGAGAGACUUUACCCGCCGAUUGAGCUGACGGAGUUUUUACUGUUUCUGGAACAUAAGGAGGGAGAGAAGCCAUGGAUGAUGUUAUUAUGUGAGAAAAGGAGUUCAUACUAUCAAAUCUUCUGGAA
This is a messenger RNA of Brassica oleracea var. oleracea, 570 nucleotides long. RefSeq lists its product as uncharacterized. The transcript has a single exon. The record is from RefSeq and is a predicted model, not a curated record. The coding region runs from base 53 to 199 and encodes 48 amino acids. Lineage: Eukaryota; Viridiplantae; Streptophyta; Magnoliopsida; Brassicales; Brassicaceae. Gene Ontology annotation, biological process: negative regulation of cell population proliferation.